AGUUCAGUUGGUUUUGUUUGCUUUAGUUUUUUAUUUGUAAGUUAUUAAUUUGGUAUAUUUACGGUUAUAUUUGUAGUAUUUUAAUAUUGUGUCAAAAUAUUUUAAUAUAAGAACAAGAAGUAAAGUGCUAAUCAUAACCCUAUGAUAGCAUAAAUGUCAUCAUGACUACCGAAAUUGAAGCUUUGGAAACAAAUGAAUUUUUGAGGCGACGAAAACUGAGGCUUCAGCAGGUUAGAGAGCAGUCUAAAGAUAUUGCAAAAAAAAUAAGACAACGCGCUAAAGGUGAAAAGUUGCGGCAAGUCGCUGAGCUCGAUUCAAAGAAGGAGCAAGAGUAUUUGCAACGUCAGGAGAAACUUGUUAAACGUUUAGAAAUCUUGUAUGCGAAAGGUGUAAAAAAUAUUGGAUCUGGUCACAAGCAGGCCGCGGAUUUGACACAAGGUUCCCCAGAGAAGCCUGACUUGUCCAAGCAGCGUGGUAGAGAGGCUGUUGCUGAGCUGAGAAAAAGGAAACAGGAACUUUUAGAUGAACAGAAAAAGCUCUUGGAUAGGAAACUGCAAGCAAGGGAAGUGGCUAAUGAAAUCAGCAGAGAAAAGUCAACCAAUGUAGCCAACAAAAUAUUGACAAAAACAUCCAGUGUCACUGUGAAUGAGCAGCCUAAAGAAAAUUGUCUAGAAGAGGCUAUUGAUGUGCAAAAUAACACUGAAAAUGAAGUUGUGAAACAAAUUGACAUGGCAACUCAGUGGGAGUUCAAUGUGUUGCCAAAUGAGUGGGAACCAACCAUACCAGCACUGUCUUUGCCAAAAGAUGAUAGUGAAAAAGAAUCAUUAAAUAUCAAUAAUACAGAAAGUAAAUCUGAUAAAAGUAAAAGAGUUGAUUUGUUCGCUCUUAGUGAAGAGAUGCCUUCAAGUUUGCGAGGGGGGUUAACUAACAUACCUGAAGAGAGAGUUACUGUGAAACCCUCUUUUACCCUUGUAUCUGAGUAUCUACAAAACCGAGGGCUUAGAUUGAGAGAACCAGACAAUAUAGCAAGUAAACCCCAUGGAGAUUUACACAGCAUAAAACAGACAAUAAUGUGUACCAGGCCAUCAAAGAAUGAAGUUAAAGGAAAAUCCAAGGAAAAGUCUCCGAUUUCUAGUGUGUCAAGCAUGAUGGCAAAGAAAAAUUCUGUGACCAUUUACAAUCAUUUAACACGAGACAGCCGGCAAAUACCAUGUGGUGAAGAGAGGCUUGUGGUUCAUAAUACCAAUAAAGAUGAAGACGCUUAUUCCCAGGCGGUGAAGGAAAGUUCUAGCAAUGACGCGAAAGAAAAAGAACAUCAGCAUAAGUUGCAGGAGAUGAGAAGCAAAAUAGCUAUGGCCAAACAGAAUGUCGAGAAAGAAUACAAUGACACAUUGUCUUUUUUGAAUUCCCUGCCUAAAGAGAAAGGAAGCAAAACGGUGAAAACUGCCUAUAUGGAUGAGCGACGUGAAAAAAUGCUCAAGGACAGUCGUCAGCAAAAAUUGCAGCAAGAGUAUCGGAAAAUAGAGAAAGAGUGCAGAAAACAUGGUUCUACGGAUUCGAGGAGAUGUUCAUCAGAAAAUCGUAGACACAAAUCAAAAUCCCCGGAAAACGUAAAUAUUGAAGAACAGGACUUCCAAUAUUCUUGGAUGCCUGUUCCGGAAAGUGAUGGAAGUCUAGCAAUACACACCAUCCCUACUACAAAGCCAAAGUCCGGGAACAGUGUAAAGUUCAGCAAAAUGGAUAGCUAUCAUGAAUAUAGGUCUCGCCACAAACAUACGCCGCCCACGAAAGAAAAGGAACAGGAAACUCUAAAGUCAGUCCUCAUUCAAGAUGGCAGUGAAUCUAGUGACUCUUCAUCUGAUACAAGUUCUAUAGAAAAUAUGGGUCUUGAGUCUAGUACAUUAAAAAACAAAACUAAGAAGCAACAUGAUAAAGAAUUGACGGAUGCUGAAAGAAUCAUCAUUUAUAAGGUUUUGGAAUCCAAAAAGAAAGAGAAGGCAAAGAAGAAGGCCAAGUUAAUAAGUGAUAUUGCCAAGUCUUUACAUUCAUUUAAUAGAAACAAGUCUUCUAAUGGAGAUACUAAUGGCAGUCAAAAUAGUAAGGAACAGUUGAAAGGAAAUACAGUAUCUUUUGAGCAUGUUCAGGAAGGUAUAUACAAAACAACGAAAGAGAAAGGGGAUAACCUCGCGUCGUUAUAUUUCACCGAAAAUUCAGGGGCAGGUCGCGCGAUAUCUUUGUCUAGAGAUGAAAUAUUGUACGGCAAACCUUGUGAUUGCAAUUUACUGGAUAAAGAGCAACAACGUGAUACAGGUACAAAUAUUCACAUGGGAAAAGGCGACAGAGUGUUGUUAGACAGGGAACCAAAGAAAUGCAAAUGUGGGUGCGGUCCGCAACCUGUAGAGCAUCCUGUUCCCCCUGCGCCCCAGCCAUCAGCUGCCACUUCGACAUCAUCAUUUAAAACAGCAAGCAAUGAUAAAGAGUGUCCUGCUUUCCCUGAAGGCGGAUUUGUUAAGCUACUUGACAAUGAAGGCCAAGAAGCAGGCAAAUUCUACAUUGGUGCCUCCGGAUUUCUCAAAGAUGACGAUUAUGAAGUUAUCAUACAACUCAGGAAGAAAGAUUCUGCCAAGGAAGAAAAAAAAUCUGAUAAAAAUAAGGAAGCUAAGUUGUAUACUAUCAAGGAAGCGCAACAAAAUGAAGAAGCCACAGCUGUAAGAACUUCAGAAAAUAUUGCUGAUUCAAAACAGGAAGUGCCGGUUUCUGUUAGUUCUAGACAUGAACCUGUAGACGUCGCUGAAGAAGCAGUACAAGCAACACCUAAUACUCUGACAAAAGAUGAAAUAUGUGAAACCAGGAAAACAAUAGAGGAUUUGCCCAUAAACAAACUUGAGAGAGUAAUAUCAGGCAGCAAUAUUAGUGAUAUUGAAGAAGCUCAAAUCAAUUGUACUGAUAAAUGUGUUUGUACAUCUUUUCAAUUAUCCUAUGCAGUUCCUAGUCAAAUGACAAUUUCAGAUCCAAUUGCCAACCCUAAGGCAGCUACGUCCACAUAUACACAAACUACAUUUAAUUCCACUAAUACACGACCUGCCUACAUUCAUAUGAGUUCUUCAACUUCAACUGCUUAUAUGAGUCCACCUGAAGUGGUGUUACCUAGAUUUUUAAGACGUGAUUCGGAUGAAGAUACUCAUAAAGCUUUCAAUACUGAAUUUGGCCGAUUUGAAAAGCAUUAUCAGAACUGCACCUGUAAAAAUUGUUUUAUUAGAAAGACAAAUUUGGAUGAAUGCAAUCCACCUUGUAAAAAGAAAUCCCGAUGUUCAAAGGCAAAUAUUCCGACACCUCCAAAUACAUGCCGCAGCUACAAUUCCUCCACAAGUGAAAAACCUUUUGACGAUGUAUCUACUAAUUCAAAAAAUAAACCACGCAAAUGUCGUAAAUAUGAAUGCCAUACAGAUUCGGGCAAAUGCCGCAAAAAUCACGAGCACAAAAGUACAAAAAAUACUUCGGCUAAAAAGAAACUAGUUUUGCCAAAACACACCGUUCCAAGUGUAGCUUCUUCUAGUAGACAUACAUGGAAUUUAAAGAUAAAAGAUAACAAUUCCAACUUUAAUCCCUUAAUUAAAAAUUAUGUCAACAAAUUACUUACACUUAACAGGGAAGGCAUAAAGGCACUAGAAGUAGCAAGUCAAGAAUGUAGUUCCGUUGCAACGCCCGGCAGCUCUAUCAUAGACGUGCCACGAAAUAUUACGAAACAAAGAACAUUUGUUCAACCUAAACUAUCUCUGGAGCAAAUAAAAAAUGAACUUAUAAAAAAAAUAUUAACAGAUUAUGUAAAUAAAACACAGACAGAAGAAAUGGGAAGUAGUAAACAUGAACAAAAACAUAUUCACAUUAAAGUAUCUGCUUCGCGACUACCUAAAAAAAGAUCAGUACAUAAAGUUAAAUCUUUAAAUAUCUCAAAACGUCUACAAAAAACAAAAAGAGGGUCAGCUGUUAAGAAAUCUAUUGGCACCGAAGAAUCGAAUAAAAACGAUACUGUCCCAACAUUAGUACAGCAGGGGCCUUCGGUUGAUGUUAAACUUUUGUCAUCUAAAGAGAAGUUUCGUAGUAAAAGUUCUCCCACACCUAGGCAACCUGUUUGUUCUGAAUAUAAGCGUAAAAGUAGCGCAUCAGAUAUAGUCACUACGAAAUGUUCAAAAAUACCUGCACAAAAUGAUCUAAUUCCUAAACAACAACAAAUUCAAAAUUGUGGAAACAAAACUAACAAAUCUUUUGCUCUACCACAACAUCGAGCGUCUUCUGCUACUUUAGAUGGUGCUCCAGAAAAUUUUAAACAAUAUGAAGAUACUUCAGUCAUAACGCAAAAGCAAGAAGUACCUAUAACGAUAUCAACACAAACAAGCCAUGAUGUAGACAGUGAUAUUAAUUAUGUAAAGCUUGCCGAAAACAAACUUGAUAAUAUGGAGAAAAUUGCAGAUCUGACGGAAAAAUGCACUCAGCGCCUUUCAAACCUUGCAAAAGUUUUAGAAGAAGUGAGAAAAAGUAAAUCGCUUGCUUAUAGUCAGAUAUCAUCUUCUUCUGAUUCGGCAUGUGAUGGUGACCCAAGGUCUGAUAAAAAUUUGAACUCUGGGCAAUCCAUGGAUAUUAUUGAUGUUGAAGGAAAGUUUGAUUUCAAGCCGUCGACUCCGGCGCUUACGAGUGGAAGCGACGAAAACGAAACUUUAGAAUCUUCUAAAUAUAUUUCAUUCAAGACUGAUAUUCCUAAACCUUUAUUUACAAAAUCAGUACAUUCAGAAACAGAAGUUGCUGUUCAAAAUACAGAAAAUAAUAUGCCAAAAACUAGGACGAAACCACCUCCUGCAUUAUCUCGGAUGCAUCUACGUCACGUUCAGGGUAUCACACCACACGAGUUGUCGACUGUUGUAGAAGUCGAUUCACCAAUGAGCGUGAGACUUAAAAACCAGUCUUCACGUACUGACUAUAAAGGUGAUAUGCAGGAUAGUGUGGGUAAAAAUUCAAACACUAAAAACUUCGGAAGUUCAAAUAUAGAUAAUAAUAACGAAGAAAAUAUCACAAACCCUGACUUACUACAAAGCAAUCUUUCUUUAUCUAAAACCAAAGUUCAACAAACGAAGCAAACCACGGAAUCAUCUGACGAUUCCAAGCUACAAAUGAUGGAUAUAAAACAAUUUAAUGAAAUAAUGUUGCAACCAUUCAUAAGCAUUCAAGAUUAUGCUAAACAAUACGAUAUAGGUACAUUGGACGAAGCUUCUAAUCUUGGCGACGUUCUCAAAGAUGAUAUAGUGAAUGAAGAUUUAAGCUCAAUGCAAUCAGACGGCAGUCUGCCAGACGUAAUAGCAGAGCUCUUGAAACGGAAAGUAAUUACAGAGCCUUUUAAAUUCGAUACGGUUUCGAAUAUUCAUUCGACAACAGGUUCAUCUGAAUCGUCCAUACUGGCUCUUACCAAAGUUCGAAAGGAUAAAAAGAAAUCUACCGUAAUGUUUCACGAAAAAGAAAAUGUCGCUGAAAGCUCUGAUACUUUGAGUUUCUCUUCAAACCCAGAUUUAGAGAAUGCAUUCAAAAAACUCGGCAUGGGUUGGGCAUCUUCUACAUUAAAGAAAACUAAAGAACGACUUGCACUGUCUUCAUCUUCAAAUACGUCUAGUUCCAGCGUAUCACAAUAUAAAAUUAAAACUUUUAAUAAUCAAGAUAUUCCAGCACUUGUGACUGACUCGGUGUCAACUAUAAUGCAAUUGACUAAAAAAGAGGGGAGACAAGAAUCUAAGAAUAAUGGACAGCAGACAAAUUUGGGAAAAUCAAUGACAGUAAGAGAGUUUUUGACCAACGAAUUAGCUGAUAAAAUAACUUUUACCAAUAAAUCCCGACGUAAUGAUACAGAGGAAGAAUUCGUUUCUUUAUUUGAAACCAAAAUGCCAGAAGAAAUGAAACAUUCAUCACAGAUGGUAAAUGAGGAGCGAUCUAUGGACAGUGGCCCUGGAAAUAGAGCUCGGACGUCUACGCCUGUACAAAUUUUCAAAUCGAUAACGUAUCACUCUAGUUCGAGCUCAAACCUGUCCAAUGGUUUAUUCAGCAACGCUGAUGACCUAUCAUCAGUGAAAGUGACUUCAAACUCUAUUCGAAAUCAUUCCACAUCAGACAAAGACGACUUGACCAUUCCUAACUGUAGUUUACGAAUUAAAAAAGCAUCAGAUGCUAGUAAAAGUGAUUAGCUCGAAAUUUCACAUAUAUAUUAUUGUUAUUUGUUGUGAUAUUUAAUGAACUGAAAUUAGUAUACCUGUAAAGUUGUUGUGAAUUUAUUAUAUUUAUGGAUGAAAUCAACAUGAAUUUUGUA
Amyelois transitella is the source of this 6346-nucleotide messenger RNA. RefSeq lists its product as uncharacterized. Bases 162 to 6224 code for a protein of 2020 amino acids. The record is from RefSeq and is a predicted model, not a curated record. The transcript is spliced from 11 exons. NCBI's taxonomy places the organism in Eukaryota, Metazoa, Arthropoda, Insecta, Lepidoptera, Pyralidae.